AUGUCAGAGCGAAAGGUCCUCCAGAAGUACUACCCGCCUGACUUCAACCCCAAUGAUAUCACCCGAAGGAGGGGACCGAAGGCUUCAGGGCCCCGAGUGCAGACAGUUCGUCUUAUGGCACCCUGGUCAAUGAAAUGCACUACCUGUGGCGAGUACAUCUACAAAGGAAGGAAGUUCAACAGUAGAAAAGAAACUCCCGUCGACGAAAAGUACCUUGGAAUUCAAGUGUUUUUUUUCUCCAUUCGAUGUACUCGAUGCAGCGCUGAAAUCAGGUUCCGAACUGACCCGAAAAACAACGAUUAUGCCAUAGUGUCGGGGGCGGUCCGAAGCAUGGAACCAUGGCGCAACCGCGCUGCGGAGGAGGAAACUGACGAAGAAAGGCUUAAUCGGCUGGAGCGCGAGGAGGCAGAGGCCGCAGGCGAGGAGGAGAAGGAUGCCAUGGCGGAUCUGGAGGCCAAGAACGCGGACGCGCAGCGAGAGAUGGCGGCAGCAGACGCACUGGACGAGAUUCGACAACGAAACGCACGCAUCAACCGAUCAGAAAAAGAGGGUAUCGACUUUGCUGAUUCGAUCAUACGAAGCGAGGACGAGGAGCGGGAGCGACAGGAGAGGGAGGACGAUGAAGCGGCCAAGAGGGCAUUUGCUGCGGCGCGAGCGCAGCUGGACACAGUUACCGAAGACGGCCCCGCAGAACAGGCAGCAGAGAGUAGCGCAGGACCAUCACCAAGCGCGGGUGCGGUUGUGGUGGCAAACCCAGAACCAGAGGCAGCAGCUCCGUCGUUCAAGCGAGUCGUCAAGAAGAAGAAGAAUCAUUCGGCUCUGCUUGGAAUCAAGAAGAAGCCAUCGCUGGUUUAA
Molecule: messenger RNA, 855 nt
Organism: Fusarium keratoplasticum
Lineage: Eukaryota; Fungi; Ascomycota; Sordariomycetes; Hypocreales; Nectriaceae
Product: Splicing factor YJU2
Exons: 5
Coding region: 1-855 (284 amino acids)
Biological process (GO): mRNA splicing, via spliceosome
Cellular component (GO): U2-type catalytic step 1 spliceosome
Source: RefSeq, a predicted model, not a curated record